Cercospora beticola is the source of this 1263-nucleotide messenger RNA. RefSeq lists its product as uncharacterized. NCBI's taxonomy places the organism in Eukaryota, Fungi, Ascomycota, Dothideomycetes, Mycosphaerellales, Mycosphaerellaceae. The record is from RefSeq and is a predicted model, not a curated record.
AUGUCGGUCCGCACCGCGACCUUCAACCCGUCAUCGCUCGCGAAGGCGACGCCGCCACAUCUUCGCAAGAAGGGGGCAGAUGGUUCGACGAACAUCGGUGCUCCUCACCCGGUGCCUUUGUUCUCGUUCGACGACUACCGUGAGGAGACGGCUUCCUUCCAAGAGACGCCAGGAAGCAACAGCACUGGCGUCCAACUCCCGCCCUCAUCUCCACCUUCAACCGCCGAGUUCGUCGACAUGGACGAUGGAUUCGAGCCCAAGUUCGAAGCACCACCGGGCGGCUUCGCAGCCGCCUCCAAGAGCGUUUCGGUCCCAUUAGCGGCCUCGAUUCACGCACCUCCGUCAAUCAAGAUGGAACAAGACGUUGAGAUUCCUGCGCCAACUGCCGCGCGCUCCUUUGCCCAGUACGCCGCUCCUCUCAAGCCCAGCCAAGGUAACGAUGCAGCUCCCAUCAAGCAGUAUGAGCCGGAGGACCUGAUCCACAUUGGUAAGCAGUGCAGCAACCGUCUGCCGCCGGCAAGUGCCGUUCAGGCCAUGUUUCUCUACGAGAUGCAGCGCCAGAGUGAGUCGGAGCGUCUCUUCCACGCUCACAUGUUUCGUCUGGCUCGGUCGGAGGAGGACAUUGUUGCUCAGGCCGGUCGAUUCAACGCCAUCGAAGCUCGCAUCGCCAAAUUGGAUCAACAAGUGGCCAAUAGCAACAACGAGCUCCGCAUCACGGCCAGUGAAGGUCGUUUGGUGCAGCAGCAGCAGAAGAUCGCCGAGUGUCUUGACCGACUCGCCAAUGUGGAAGGCAAAUCGGCAACGAUGACUGGUCAACUCGACACUUUGAAGCAAGACCAGGUCGAAGCAGCAGCUGCCACUGCAAACGCGAUCAAAGAGGCUACUCAGACCGCCGCCACUGCUACGAGUGCCAAUGGUGCUCAGCAAGGCAAUGGCCCCUCGACCGAAGCCUUCGAUAUCAUGAAGCAGGAGAUCGACGUCCUCUUUAAGGACCGGGACGGAAUCAUCACUAAGCUUGCUGAUGUCAACUCCCGCAUCGACAGCUUGAUGAGUGCCGUCCAACAGCUCGCCGCCGGCUCGAACACAUCCAUCACACCUCAACUCACCGCCGCAUCUCCUGUCACCCAGCGCCUGCCCGCUCGCACCAACCACGGAGAUCUCGUGGACCUGAGCGUUCCAAAGGGUAAGCCAGCUGUCGGCCUGAAUGGUAGCGUCCGUGCUGACGUUAAGAGCUUCGUCCCAGGCAAGCCAUGGUCCGGCUAG